This is a messenger RNA of Odocoileus virginianus texanus, 1784 nucleotides long. NCBI's taxonomy places the organism in Eukaryota, Metazoa, Chordata, Mammalia, Artiodactyla, Cervidae. The record is from RefSeq and is a predicted model, not a curated record.
UCUCUGGGAGUUUGGGAUUGGUCUCCGCUGCCAGCGGGAACAGAUUGGUCUCCGACGCUGCAGGUGGCACCCACCCAGACCCUAGGUCGGCAGGUGGAGGAGGACGGACGGAGUAGGGGUGCGGGCCCAGCCUCUGCAGUUCAGCCCCGCCGACGGUUCCUGGCUCGCCCGUGAACCCCCGGCCCAGCGUGUCUCAGGGCAUGAGGAAUACCAGCAAGGAGCUGCAUGGGGCCGCGAGCCGCUACGCGCCCUGCGGAACUGGCUCACACAGUUGUGGAGCAGGCCAAGAAGGAGCUGAUGCUACAGUCCUGGGUUGGAAGGCCAUCUGGGGGCAGAAUUCCUUCUCAGGAGACCUCAGUCUGGGAACUGUGGCCUAGCCAAGUGGACUCUGGAAAUCACCCAUUGCACCUGCCGGGAGCUGGUCCUGUGUUAGACCCUGACUGCCAUGCGUUUUGGACAGCUGGUUCCAACUGGUAUUACGACCUUCCUGUGAAGCAGUCAGAGAAGGCCAUGGAUGCCCCACCAGCAUCGCAGAUUCCUGGCCUCAGCGACCUGAGGGAAGCCCCCAGCGGGCACACGCUCGGAAUGCGGAGGUACUGGGUGAAGGAGACAGACUCGGAGUACGUGAAGCUGGCCAAGCAAGGUGGCCGCCCUGGUGAGCAGUGCUUUUGUGUGUGUGUGGGGGGGGGGGUGUAACCUUGUCAUCUGGACAUCCAGAUGCCAUCUGGGAUCUGGACACAUGUUACUAUCAAGUGUAGGAAUUUUGCCCAAAGUCAUAGGACGUCCAGGUUGCCUGAUACAGCCCAGGGUGCAGACUCUUCAGGGACGUGCUGCCGUUUAUGGGAAAGAUCGACUAGACUGUGCAUUCGCCAGAUUGGGAUUUUCUUUGGAUUUCUCCUGAGCAACACCCUGGGGUGACUCCCACGCCAGCCUCACUGUCUAACUGCAGUCGCUGUCUCUGCACUGUAGUCACCCUUCUGGGGGGUAAGAAGGGGUCAGCCCUUCUCCACUUGCCUGUGAAGCAUCUUUGUUUCCUGUUGCUCAGUCUCCUCAUCCCUCAGGUGUAUAUUAGUAUCUUCUGCAUGACAGAUGCUGGGAUGAGCGUCAGUGGUGACGCUGACAAACAUCUGACCUUUAUCCGUGAUUUCACUGUGAAAGUCUCGUUCAGUUGUGCUAACUCAAGUUGUGCUCAGCUUAGGAGUCACGUCUAGAACACCUUCUGCCGGGCCUUUGUGGACAGCGACCCUGAGAAACGCUGACCUUUCUCUCUCUGGCCGCCGUUCCUUAGGCUGGGCUACAUGGCAGAUGGUGGCAUCUGGGCUGUGAUGCUGCAAAGCCCAGAACAGACUGUGUGACUCAUUGCGUGUAAAGCACAGAAGGGGGUCCCCUCCUCACUCUGAGCCACGGGCUAAAAGAACAUCAGUGGGACAGCUGGCAAAACCUGAAUAAGAUCUGUAAUUGGAUAAAAGGAUCACAUCACACUGACUUCCUGAUUUUGAUCACUGCAGUGUGAUUAUGUCAUAACUGUCAAUGGAAAAACCCCACGUGGUUCCCCCAAAGAGCAACAGACAGUGACAAUACUAACGGGAGAGAGGGAGGAAGGAGGAGCAAAUGGGAAACGGAGCAUGGUGUUUGGGGAAUCUGGGUGAAGAGUAUAGGGGAGUUCAUACCACUUGAGGGAACUUUUGUCUACAUUUGAAAUAUUUAAAAAAUGAAAAGUUCGAAAAGUAGAAAAGUUUAAAAUGUCUACUAAUAGUAUUGGCCACUGCCCCCUGAGCAGGCAA